Molecule: messenger RNA, 2066 nt
Organism: Eufriesea mexicana
Lineage: Eukaryota; Metazoa; Arthropoda; Insecta; Hymenoptera; Apidae
Product: protein FAM188B2
Exons: 13
Coding region: 669-2018 (449 amino acids)
Biological process (GO): protein K48-linked deubiquitination
Molecular function (GO): K48-linked deubiquitinase activity; cysteine-type deubiquitinase activity
Source: RefSeq, a predicted model, not a curated record
UCUUUCAACUUUGUAACAUUGUCAUGCAAAGAUCUACGGAGAAAGUUCCAAUAUUUUUGGUGCGAAUCUUCGUAUUUUAUAGUGCUAAACAGAAUUUGAGAUAUUUUUCUCGAAUAUCCAUUCCAAUCGAACGAAAAUGGCAUGAAACGCAUGCAAAGAUCGACAACUGUGAUAAAGUCGCGAGAUAGCACACGAGUGAGACGAACUAUGAGGUUGCAACAUGGAAACGUAACCUUAUUCUACGAGGCUGCAUGUUUAUGUGUGCAUACCUAAAAGCAUUAUUUGAUUUGAUCAAGGAUAUCAACUCAAAGUGCAUAACGAUAUCCAAUUAUGAAAUACGAAAUCGUCUGCGUAUCUCACUAUAUUCUUUUUUUAAAAAACAUGAUAUACUGAGGAAUGAAAUUUAAUUAAGCAACCGGAUCACGGAUUUCCUGAGGUGUUAGGGAAGUCGAGCCUUCGAAUUCUCGAGUUCAUGGCCCGCCAUUAUGCAUAUACAUACGUAUGCAAUAGCCUGGUGGGAUGGUAGAUCGUGCGCGGCGCGAUGAACCGACUCGGCCAAAAGCUACCGGAAUUAUUAACUCCUGUCAGUCUAGAUUAUGUUGAAGUGUUUAUAGAAGUUUGAAGCGAUCUCAAGACACGUGAGUGGAUUUUUGAGGCAAGUGAAAGAUAUGGAGGAAGCAGAGGAAAUCGAGGAGAGUACCAAUUCGUGUUCGACGUCCACGUUGUCCUCGGCGUCGGUGCGUGGCAAGAAACCCUGCACGGAAAUGCGAUCGGAGAAGCCGGUGUACCUUCGUCAAAAAGAAAAGAUCAUAUAUCCCAGGAAUACUAGGACUCUGGCGAAGACAGCUGUUAUUGGUGGCAAACCUAUCGAAGAGGAGACUUGUAUGGCUCUGAGAACAUUGGUUUUCGGAAGUUGUGCUAGUCCACCGAGACCGGAAUGGGCAAGAACCGGAUUCACCCUACGACCUUACGGACAAAGCUUGGCAUUUGGAUUACGAGCACCGAGAAAUACGACCAGGGGUCUCGUCACGGCUGUGCAGGCCAUAAUGCUCAAGCAUUUCCUGUUUAAAUGCAACAGACAGGACACUCAUGCUAGUCCAGAAAGUCUACUGAAGCCAUCGUAUGAUAGACAAAUCGAUGUCUUAACAUCAACGAUAGCCGAAAUAAUUUGGCGUUGCGCCGGUGGAUUCGUUGUGCAAAAUACUGGUUGUUCGCCAAAUCAAAGUGCCACCGGAAACGCAAAUGUCCCCAGGGCCGUGGUGGUUCUACCGCAAGAGACACCUUAUGUACAACAUAGCGUACAAUACUUUCAAGAUGGUCUCACGGAAACCCUGCAUCUGUUCGAGUUUGAAUCUCUACAAGAUUUGGAAAUAUUUAUUAAAAGAUAUUUAUACCUGUUUCAAGACGAAGGUGGACCGGGUGCUAAAUUAUUAUUGUACAGCGCUGUGCUUUCCAGAGGACUUUCUAAAGUGCAAGCUGAUUUGGAAGAUCCAAAAGGUUCAAUAUUAAGUGGUUGCCCAGAAGAGGGCCCCACAAACGCUGUAAUACUCUCAUUAACCGGUCGUGCUUCGCCUCACCUUCAUAAUGGGGUGCUACACGUAGGGGAUGAAAAUACCUAUGCUAUACCGCAAUGGGGAGUCCUCGUGAGGAGUGAAGUAGGAUUUCUGGUGCACGAAGGUGACGCACAAUUGAGUAAACAGCCAGGUUCUCGUCUGAAAACUCCGAAUUUACCGAUAUGGGUUACUCUGUGUCAUGGUCAUCAUGGUGUCUUGUUUAAUACGAAUCGCGAGUUGCUUAGAAAUUAUCACGCUGAACGACGUUUCGAGAUCCAAUACUUCACGUGCGGCGGCAGUCAUGCCAUUUUGACCGUGGAUACUAGGUCGACUUCCGGCAAUGAUUCAGAAUUCGAAGGCCCAAGUAAAGAAUGUAUGGACAUUGCUGCAACACCUUUGGAGAAACUCAUACGCUCCAAGUGGCAAGAUGCUUAUAUACAAUGGAAUGGAACACCUUUAAUGUGAAUGCACCAAUAUGUGUGUUCAUAAAUUUAGUUAAAAAUUAAUACAACU